AUGAAAACAAAUAAUUAAUAAUAGCAAUAAAAAUAUUAAACUCCAAUAAAAAACAAAUUUAAUUAAGAAUAUAAAUAUUCCGAAAUAUCCAAAAGCGACGAAGAAAUCGCUUCCACAACAGUAGAAACAAAAAUAUAUACAAAAUAUAGCAAUCAAAGCAAAAUAUAAUAUUUAAUACUGUUUCUUACAAUAUGUGCAAAUUUAGGAAAUUAUUUUUCUGACGAUUUUCCUGCAAUUUUAGAAAAAUAAAUUAAAACACAUUUAUAAAUAAAUAGUCUUUAAUACAAUUUAUUAUAUACAGUUAUGAGUAUUCCUCCUUUAGCAUUUUUAAUUGGAUAUUUAAUUGAUAAAUUAGGAGUUUUUAAAGUUAUGAUUACACUUAAUAUUUUGUAAACUUUAGGUUAAAUUAUGUGUACUUAUGGUAUUUAUUGCGAAAACUAUUAUAUUUUAUUAGCUGGGCGAUUGAUUUUUGGAAUAGGAUUAGAAAAUUAUAAUAUUUGUGGGUAUAAUAUGAUAUCUAAAUGGAUAAAAAAUAAUAAUAUAUCUCUAGCAAUGGGACUUAUAGUUAGUUUUGGUAGAAUUUCAAUGGUAACUUCAUCUUUUCUAUACCCUUAAUAUUAUGAUAAGGAACAAAUAUUAUGGAAAUCUGUAAUUUUGGGUGCUUACGUAUGUAUAUUUUCACUUUUUAGUGUAUUUGUAUUAUAUUUUUUUGACAAAAAAUAUGCAUUUUAAAGCAAAAAAAAUGGGCAUUCAAUAGGGUAAGAAAAAGUUGAUUUGGCUGAUAUUAAACAUUUUAAAUUAAUAUUUUGGCUUAUAGUUUUACUUAUUAUGAUUACAUUUAUGAUUUUAGAACCUUUUAUGUUUAAUAUGUAAGAAAUUUUAAUUGAUAGAUAUAAAAUUCAUAGAAAUCAUGCUAGUAAUUUAUAUACUUUCCCUUUUAUUUUAGGAGCUUUUUUUAUUCCUAUUAUUGGGUUUCUUUCUGAUAAAUAUGGAAAAAAAGGUUAUUUUGCAAUCGCUGGAGGCUUAUUUUUUAAUGGAAGUUUUUUAGUUUUUUAUACUAAAGAUUCAUGUUCUAGUCCUCAUGAAUGCUAUUUUGUGGUUAUUUUUGCACUUUCUUUACUUGGUAUUGGUUAUGGAAUUAUUUAAUCAAUUGUUUGGCCUUCUAUUAAUCUUGUUGUUGAUUAAAAAAAUCUUGGUACUGCAGGUGGAUUAGCUAAUUGUUUCUUAUAAACGGGACUUUUUAUUAAUCCUAUUGCUAUAGGAAUAAUUAUUGAUUUGACAAUUAAAAAGUUUUAAUUUGAUAUUGCUAUUUUAUAUGGACUUCUUUCAACUUUAUUAAUUACUAUUUUUGCUGGUUUGAUUAAUUUUAUAGAUAUUUUCGGAGAAAAAAAGUUAUAUGUUUCAUAUACUGAUGGUGAUGAAGAUGAAGAAUAAGAAUAUGAGGAAUUUAAGAAUUAAUGA
Ichthyophthirius multifiliis is the source of this 1461-nucleotide messenger RNA. Its product is annotated as major facilitator superfamily protein, putative. The record is from RefSeq and is a predicted model, not a curated record. The transcript is spliced from 3 exons. Gene Ontology annotation, molecular function: transmembrane transporter activity. Gene Ontology annotation, biological process: transmembrane transport. Lineage: Eukaryota; Ciliophora; Oligohymenophorea; Hymenostomatida.